AUGUACCUGAACGCUACUGCUGCUGAGCCGGUUGUUGCGACCAACGCGCCCGUCUAUGUCGACGCGGUGCCCGAGCCGAAGCUUGCAUCGGUGAGCCACGUUGCGCUGGACGCGAUCGCCGCCGCUAUCUGGGGCUCGCCCUUCUACGACACCGAGUUCCUCGUGAAGCACAAAGGCAAGGACCAGAGCCUCUUUUUGCACAGCAACGUCGUCAAGGCAUCGUGCCCGGUGUUAUACAAGAAAAUGCAGGCGGGCACGACAAUCGAGCUGGACGCGAUGGAGACGGCGCCACCGCCGGGCAACGCCCGCCGUGCGCCGGCCGCGACGCCGAACCGCCGUCCCGCGCCGGGCCCGGUGUCGCGCACUGCCGCGGACGACGAAGAGGUGCUGCUCGACGACUCGGACGACGAGUUUGAUGAUGCGACGAUCGACGACGCCUCGACCGUGCAGAGCGCCAACUUUGUCCCGGCCGCCCGCACGCCUGCUGCGCGCCCUACGAACGCCAUGCCGCCGCCCGCCGUGCCGCCUAGCAUCAACGAGUCGACAACGAGCCUCGCGACGACGCACUCGAACGGCUCGGCGACGCGCUCGACGAGCAUCUUCUCGCGCCUGAUGAAGAAGAAGAGCGUGCGCAACAACCUCGGCGACUCCUCCUUCUCGUCGCAGCCGAGUGGCGCAGACGCUGGGCGCCUGCGUCGCUACUCGGCGAAUGCCGACGAGAAUGGCCCGAUCAGCGUGCCGAACACGUCGACGGGUGGCGCUUCGAUGUACAAUGCACGUUCGGCUGGUGCGCCUGCCGGUGCGCCUGCCGGUGCGUCCGGUGCGUCCGGUGCGCCUCCUUCGGCGCCUGGCACGCCGCGCUCGGGCGCGCGCCGCAACGGCAACAAGCCGUCGGCGGCGGCCCCCCGCCCCCAGUCGGGUGUGAAGCGUUUCCGUGUGACGGGUGCGACGCCGCGUUCGGUCCAGGCGCUAAUCUUUUAUCUGUACACGAGCCAGGCGCACUUUGUCUCGACGCCCCACCAGUCGCCGCACAGCGAUGCGACGUCGCUGCACGAAGAGGCCAACGAGCUCCUCGGCGACGGCUCCAAGCAGAGCCCCUCGCUCUGGCCGCCGACCUUUUCGAGCAAGGCUGCCUACUGCCUGGGCCACCAGCUCGAGCUGCGUGACCUGUCGAUGCGUGCCUUUGACCACCUGACGCUGAACCUGUCGCCCCGCACCGUCCUUGCCGACCUCCUGUCGCCGUUUGGCGACCGCUUUGCCGAGGUGCAGCGUGCGCAGCUCGACUUUAUUACGAUGCACUGGGAGGAGGUCAAGACGCGCCCCGACUUUGCCCCGACGAUUGAAAACCUCGUGCAUGGCGAGUACCCUAACUCGAGCAAGAGUCUCUUCCACCUCUUCUCCAAGCUGAGCAUCCGUAGCUACUAA
Molecule: messenger RNA, 1425 nt
Organism: Malassezia japonica
Lineage: Eukaryota; Fungi; Basidiomycota; Malasseziomycetes; Malasseziales; Malasseziaceae
Exons: 2
Coding region: 1-1425 (474 amino acids)
Source: RefSeq, a predicted model, not a curated record